AUGUCAUCUCCAUAUUAUGUUCCAGUCUCGCUCAAUCAUACCGCCCUUCUCCUCUCCGAUGUCCAAUCUCAAAUCCUCCGACGUUUCUCUCAGGAAGACCAGGCUGCUUAUCUUGGCAAAGUCCUAAAACUUCUGAACUUCUUCCGCUCAGAGAUCAAAUCCCGUCGUGCCUCAGCCAAGCCAAAGAAAUCCCGUUCCCUCUAUGACGAUGUGCCGCUGAUCGUCCACCAUACACUUCCCUUCAACAUCAACUCAAACGCGUUCGUGUCACCUUACAAUACACUCGCAAGCUGGGUAGCCAAGCUCGAAGCUGGCGGUGCAUUUGCCUACGCGCCCUCUGAUCCCCAUCGUCCUCACUAUGCUGUUCCUUCGGAGCUAGUGCCUCCCGGGGGCUGGGGCGGAAAGGAUGAGAUUUUGCUCGGCAAACUACAACCAAAUUGUUUUGGGUCCUCAGAUUUACUCGCUUAUCUGCGGGCACGUGGGAUCAGACAUGUUGUGCUGGUUGGGUUAACGACUAUGGGCAGCAUUCUAAGCAGUGCAAGAGCUGGUGCGGAGCUGGACUUUCAUGUUAUCUGUGUUGAGGAUGGGAUUAUUGACGAUGACCCUGAGAUUCAUGAGUUCAUCAUGAAGCGUAUUCUACCUAAAUUUGUUGAUGUUGUCACGGCCAAGGAUGUCGUGAACCUAGGAAAGGAAAAGUCAAGUGGCUAG
Messenger RNA from Fusarium subglutinans, 708 nucleotides. RefSeq names its product Isochorismatase hydrolase. Bases 1 to 708 code for a protein of 235 amino acids. The record is from RefSeq and is a predicted model, not a curated record. The transcript has a single exon. Lineage: Eukaryota; Fungi; Ascomycota; Sordariomycetes; Hypocreales; Nectriaceae.